CACCUCGAUUCACUUCUUUUCUCCGCAUUAACAGGGCGAACAACAAUUCCGCUAACUCCUUUUACUCUAUGAAUUAAGAGUUUUAGAAAGCGCUCGCCGCACCGGCUUUUCCACAACCUUGGAAGCGGCAGGAUUGUUCUUCAAGAGAAAAAAAAUCCUUAGAGGGAAGGGAAGAGCUAGGCUAUUGAGCGCAUCGUCAGGGAGUGCAGAGUCCGAAAUGGCAGACAAGGAGUGGGAGGGCGACUUCGAUCCAAUGGCGGACCCGGAGGAGCAGAAACAUAUCCUAUCAGUACUAGACUCCUUCCGGUCCUACCGCCGCCUAGCGCACUUUAACGGCACGCAUGUUCGACGCCAAGCCUUCUACUCUCUCCCCUCCGAGCAUUGGACCCUCCUUUCCAAACCGCCCUUCUCCAUCCUCGACUCCCUCUCCAAACUUGACGACCUCAUCGACUCCAAUGCCGAGCUCGCAGAAGCCAUAUUCCGGGAGGGCUUUCAAGCCUUCAUCGCUCCAGGACUGGACAGUGAGUGGGUAGCGAGCAUCGUGCCUCCGAAGUAUGCACACAACGAGUACCAGAUCUAUUCGAUUAUUAUGGAUCAUCUGAACGCUCAAGCUACGCAGACGGAUCUGGAGAAGGCGAGGAGCUGCGUGCAUCAGUUCUACAGGGAGUGGAGCGCGGAAGGGGCUGUGGAAAGGGAGAAGUGCUUCAAUCCUAUCCUCAACACACUGAUGCAAGAAUUCGCUGCGCGAUUGCGGACCUCUCCUGAGAUAGACAAGUCCGACGUCAAAGUCCUCGUCCCGGGCGCAGGCCUAGGACGUCUCGUCUUCGACAUCUGCCGCUCGGGCUUCUCCGUGGAAGGGAACGAAAUCUCUUAUCAUGAACUCAUGGCUUCCGCUCUCAUCCUCAACCACACGCAGAAAGUUGGAGAGUUCAAGAUCGCUCCCUUCGCGCUCAACUGCUCCAACCACCUCAGUCGCGCCGACCAGUUCAAGACGUAUGACAUCCCGGACAUUCAUCCUGGGAGCGAACUGAUGCGCGAAGUGGACGGGGAGAAGGUCCUGGCGCAUGAGCGAAUGAGCAUGUCAACAGGAGACUUUUGUGUGCUGUACAGCCAGCCCGAUUCGAGAGAGUCGUUCGAUGUGGUGACCACAGUGUUCUUCAUUGACACGGCGCCGAACAUCAUUCGAUAUAUCGAAGCUGUGAGAAAUUGCCUCAAAUCGAAUGGUAUCUGGAUAAAUCUCGGACCGCUGUUGUGGCACCACGCAUCACGUCUUCAGUGCUCCGGAGAGGAGAGCGAAGAGAAGAAUAGCAGCCCGCAUAAGCACGCUGAUACUGGCAUUGCAGACCCCGGAUCCGUCGAGCUGACGGACGAGGAAGUCGUAGCGCUGGUGCAGCAUUUCGGUUUCGUCAUGGAGAGGCACGAGCCGGGCACGGUUGAUACGGGAUAUAUUUCGAACCCGAGGAGCAUGCUACAAAACACGUAUCGCGCAUCUUUCUGGGUUGCGCGGAAGAAAUAAAGCCACCAACACAAUCCCUCGUUUGUGCUCUCUACUUGUUGUACCUUGUUGCAUAGCCACCGUAUCUUCUAACUCCUUCCUUUCACGCCACAGAGCCCUUACUGAAAGCGCUUAGCCUCCUCCUUGAACUUCCGCGCGGGCACACCCUCCAGGAACAGAUGAUCUAGCGUCUCUUGAGUUAGCCCUUUGGUCUCUGGAAGCCUGAAGUACGUCCAAGCGACUAAGAUCGCGGUGAAUACAGCAGCUGGAAAAGCCGCCUUCCCCUUCAGAUUGCCCUCUUUCGG
Molecule: messenger RNA, 1800 nt
Organism: Trematosphaeria pertusa
Lineage: Eukaryota; Fungi; Ascomycota; Dothideomycetes; Pleosporales; Trematosphaeriaceae
Product: methyltransferas-like protein
Exons: 2
Coding region: 218-1516 (432 amino acids)
Molecular function (GO): S-adenosylmethionine-dependent methyltransferase activity
Source: RefSeq, a predicted model, not a curated record